GUAAAUUGCAGGUUGGUGCGUUGUGUUGGGACUGUUGGGUGUUAUUGUUGAUUUUGUGAGAUUUUGCAUUUUGCUCUUUCGUCGGGGUCUCGGGGAAUUUUCACAAAAUAAAAGGAUCUUAGCUUGUGGAUCGAAAAUUCGUUGAAAUUUGUGCUAAUGUGCGAGGUUCAGUGAACUGAACGAAACCUUUGUCCUCAACUCUAAUUCUGCGAUUUUAGAAGACUGAGAAUCGUUUUAGGAAAUUAAGAGUGAUAACAUGAAUUUUGGCAACGAAGUAAACUACUCCAGUGGUAAAAUGACUCCAAGCCCUAAUUUCAACAAGUUUCGGCGUCAGAGGCCUUUUGACGACAUCAGCAACUUUGAUAGUCCACACUUGCCCAAGAUACAGGAGGAAAGCGUUUUAGAUGAGAAGGAAAAUAAAAAAGCUGUGAUUGAAACAACCCCUCGUCGAAGGAUGGUAGGGCCAAGUCAGUCGAACAGUUGUAUCAAGACGCCGGAUACUCACAAACCUACCAGCUCGACGCCACUGUCGUCACGUCAAAAUAUGCCAACCCCUAAAACGCCUAGAUUCAUUCCUCGUAAUCCAUUUGAUGCCGAUCUCAUUUCCCGCCUGCAUCUACCAAUCUGCAGCCCUAAUGUGUUCAACACCGUUGUCAGCCCCACCAAAAGUCUUGAUGGCGACAACUUUGAUUGGACCAUUGAGGACGUAUCUCGCAUCAAACCUGCUGCUAUUGAGGAAUAUCCUGAGCACCAGUUUACAAACAGUGAUGACCCUGAGACGGAGUCCCGAGUCCAGCAAACUUUGGACACGUUUUGGAAAGCUGAAAAACACAUUGUCCCAAGUCCGUGGCAAGAUAGCCGUAGAUCUCUUGUGCAGAAAAUAACUAUUGAAAGCAAACCUAAGCCCUCUAAGGAUGUUUCAACCCAAACUAUGAUCAGCUUGCCUCUUAUUCUGCCACCUGAACUGGAGAAAGCUCUGCAGCCAUAUUUCAGGACGGAAUUGGGUACGCCCAUUAGCCCCGAGUCCAUGUUGGAAGAGGAAGAAGAGGAUGCUCAGUCUUCAUUCCUAAGCCAAUCAGGCCUGAGAAGAAAAUUGUUGUUUAUUCAGGAAGAAACUCUUGCCUCUAAUUGUUGCCCUUCAAGCCCAAUUGUGAGCAUGUCGAGUAUGAGAGGUCUGUCCAGAACCGACAAAGACUCAAACCUCAUUAGAUCUCCUACAAUCUCUCCCAUUAAAAGCAGCGAUGAAAGCACUCCAUCGGCUGUUCGAGAAAGUGGAAAUGUGUUCUGCUCAAAAAUGAGUGUUGAUACGAGUGUCCACGGAAAUGGCCAUCAAAUGUCUAUUCAGUUGCAUGAAGAGAUGGUCUCUAACUCUGGAUUGUCAAUGCAUCGUCAAGUUUUAUUUGAUGACCAAACCAUGGAGAGUAUAGCUCCCAGCUAUCAUGCUUUCCAAGGACAGUCAACCGAUCAUGGUUAUCUCACUGAAACGAGCAGUCUAAAUUUCGCAAACCAUUUCCACAGCCGACUGCCCGAUUACACUCUUCCUCUGGAACCAUGGGUGCCCCACUUGGGCUCAUCGACUCCUAGUAAGGAGAAUUGAUCCAUCUCUAUAUUGACCACUGCCAUUUGCAGGCAGCAUUUAUUUUUUGUUUGUUAUUAUUUCGGAAUGUUUAAUAUCCGAAUUGACUAGACACAUUGCUCAAGCUUAAUAAGUGCUUCUUUCAAGUUUUAUAAAAAUAUUAUCCAAAUAGUGGAGCAAAUAUGUGCCUUAAUCGAAUAAUUGUUUUUGAAAUUAAAAUUGCAAAUUUUCGUGUAUCUUUGCCAGUUAAUAUAAGCGUAAUAUUUUAUGAG
This is a messenger RNA of Neocloeon triangulifer, 1848 nucleotides long. RefSeq lists its product as uncharacterized. Gene Ontology annotation, molecular function: protein kinase binding. Gene Ontology annotation, biological process: activation of protein kinase activity; regulation of mitotic nuclear division; regulation of mitotic spindle organization. Gene Ontology annotation, cellular component: cytoplasm; nucleus. The record is from RefSeq and is a predicted model, not a curated record. The transcript is spliced from 9 exons. Lineage: Eukaryota; Metazoa; Arthropoda; Insecta; Ephemeroptera; Baetidae. Bases 257 to 1597 code for a protein of 446 amino acids.